Staurois parvus is the source of this 572-nucleotide messenger RNA. NCBI's taxonomy places the organism in Eukaryota, Metazoa, Chordata, Amphibia, Anura, Ranidae. The record is from the annotation of a GenBank genome assembly.
CCCAUCGUUGGUGCCAGUGGGAUAAUUAGUUCCCCAUUUCUGGUAUCAGUGGAAGGAACAGUGCCCCAUCAUUGGUGCCAUGGGAGGAACAGUGCCCCAUCUUUGGGGUCAGUGGGAGGAACAGUGCCCCAUUGUUGGGGUCAGUGGGAGGAACAGUGCCCCAUCGUUGGGGUCAGUGGGAGGAACAGUGCCCCAUCAUUGGGGUCAGUGGGAGGAACAGUGCCCCAUCAUUGGGGUCAGUGGGAAGAACAGUGCCCCGUCAUUGAGAUCAGUAGGAGGAACAGUGCCCCGUCAUUGGGGUCAGUGGGAGGAACAGUGCCCCAUCGUUGGGGUCAGUAGGAGGAACAGUGCCCCAUCAUUGGUGUCAGUGGGAGGAAUAGCGCCCCAUCAUUAGUGUCAGUGGGAGGAAUAGUGCCCCAUCGUUGGGGUCAGUAGGAGGAACAGUGUCCCGUCAUUGGGGUCAGUGGGAGGAACAGUGCCCCAUCGUUGGGGUCAGUAGGAGGAACAGUGCCUCAUCAUUGGUGUCAGUGGGAGGAAUAGCGCCCUAUCAUUGGUGUCAGUGGGAGGAAUAG